UAUGGCCAAGGUAGAAGAGUACGACGAGUUUAGCAGUUCGGUCGACCGUAUUACCCUACUAGCCAGACUUUAUAGUAAACCGAAAGGCGAUCCUGAAGAAUGUAUCGACGACGAACAGAGGAAGACACCUUCGCCUGAGCAGGAUAAGGAGGCUAGGCAGCGCGAGAAGAGGAAAAGAUUAAAAGAAAGGUUACUAAAAUGGAGACCGAAGGAAGAAAAUAAGGGCGAAACUUGUCCAGUCUUGCCUAAUAGAAACUUGAACCAAACCACUAUAGGUUUCAAACAAAAGGAACCACAAAGGGAAGCGGUAGAUGACGGAAAUGAACUAGGUAGGAGUGUGAAAACUAGGCCUAAAACUGAACAAGGAAAACUAUCAUUAUGGUCAAAGAUGAGAGAUUUAAAGUUGGAAGAGAAAGUCAGUAUGGGUAUCUACGAUCUACCGUUAAAUAUACCGAAAUCUUUCAAGACACCGAAAAUCUAUCAAAUAGCUUUGGAGGUUCGCCGUAAAAAGGUACAGUAA
Messenger RNA from Dimorphilus gyrociliatus, 520 nucleotides. The record is from the annotation of a GenBank genome assembly. NCBI's taxonomy places the organism in Eukaryota, Metazoa, Annelida, Polychaeta, Dinophilidae.